GUAUUGACAUAAAGAUAACUAUACCUUUCUGUGAAAAUGUCAGUUCUAAUAUCACAGAGUGUGAUAAAUUAUGUAGAGGAAGAAAACAUUCCUGCCCUGAAAGCUCUUCUGGAAAAAUGUAAAGAUGUUGACGAGAGAAAUGAGUGUGGGCAGACCCCGCUGAUGCUUGCGGCCGAGCAGGGGAACCUGGAGAUCGUGAAGGAGCUGAUUAAGAAUGGAGCCAACUGCAACCUGGAAGACUUGGAUAACUGGACGGCGCUCAUCUCUGCCUCGAAAGAAGGGCACUUGCACGUCGUGGAAGAGCUGCUCAGAUGUGGGGUAGACUUGGAGCACCGGGAUAUGGGCGGGUGGACCGCGCUCAUGUGGGCCUGCUACAAGGGCCGCACCGACGUGGUAGAGCUGCUUCUGUGUCACGGGGCCAACCCAAGUGUCACUGGUCUGCAGUACAGCGUUUACCCGAUCAUCUGGGCGGCCGGGAGAGGCCAUGCAGAUAUUGUGCAUCUCCUGCUGCAAAACGGUGCCAAGGUCAACUGCUCGGAUAAGUAUGGAACCACCCCCUUGGUUUGGGCUGCGCGGAAGGGCCAUUUAGAGUGUGUGAAGCAUCUGCUGGCCAUGGGAGCCGAUGUGGACCAAGAAGGAGCUAAUUCAAUGACUGCACUCAUCGUGGCAGUGAAGGGAGGCUACACACAGUCAGUCAAGGAGAUUCUCAAGAGGAAUCCAAACGUGAACUUAACUGACAAGGAUGGAAACACGGCCCUGAUGAUCGCCUCGAAGGAGGGCCACACAGAGAUUGUACAGGACCUGCUGGACGCGGGGACGUACGUGAACAUCCCCGACCGGAGUGGCGACACUGUGUUGAUUGGCGCCGUCAGAGGUGGUCACGUUGAAAUUGUGCGUGCACUUCUCCAGAAGUACGCCGAUAUCGACAUCAGAGGCCAGGACAAUAAAACUGCUUUGUAUUGGGCUGUGGAAAAGGGAAAUGCGACCAUGGUGAGAGACAUCUUACAGUGCAACCCCGACACCGAGAUCUGCACCAAGGAUGGUGAAACCCCACUGAUAAAGGCCACCAAGAUGAGGAAUAUCGAAGUCGUUGAGCUGCUGCUGGAUAAAGGGGCCAAGGUGUCUGCCGUGGAUAAGAAAGGAGACACUCCUUUGCACAUUGCUAUUCGUGGGAGGAGCCGGAAAUUGGCAGAACUUCUUCUGAGGAAUCCCAAAGAUGGGCGGUUGCUUUACAGACCCAACAAAGCUGGCGAGACUCCUUACAACAUCGACUGCAGCCACCAGAAGAGCAUUUUAACACAGAUAUUUGGAGCCCGACACCUGUCCCCUACGGAAACGGAUGGCGACAUGCUUGGCUAUGACCUGUACAGCAGCGCGCUGGCUGACAUUCUCAGUGAGCCGACCAUGCAGCCUCCCAUCUGUGUGGGGCUGUAUGCGCAGUGGGGCAGUGGGAAGUCCUUCUUGCUCAAGAAGCUAGAAGAUGAGAUGAAGACGUUCGCGGGGCAGCAGAUCGAGCCCCUGUUCCAGUUCUCCUGGCUGAUCGUGUUCCUGACACUGUUGCUCUGUGGCCUGGUCGGCUUGCUAUUCACUUUCACUCUGGACCUGAGCCUGGGCGUGGCGGUGUCCCUGAGCUGCCUGGCUCUCUUGUACAUAUUCCUAGUUGUCAUUUACUUUGGCGGGAGACGGGAAGGAGAGAGUUGGAAUUGGGCCUGGGUCCUCAGUACCAGGCUGGCAAGACACAUUGGCUACCUGGAGCUCCUGUUCAAGCUGAUGUUUGUGAACCCCCCCGAAUUGCCAGAGCAGACCACCAAAGCUUUGCCUGUGAGGUUUUUAUUUACAGAUUACAACAGACUGUCCAGUGUCGGUGGAGAAACUUCACUGGCUGAGAUGAUCGCAACCCUCUCGGAUGCCUGUGAGAGAGAGUUUGGCUUCUUGGCAACCAGGCUUUUUCGUGUUUUCAAGACAGAAGAGAGCCAGGGUAAGAAGAAGUGGAAGAAGACGUGCUGCCUGCCGUCUUUCGUCAUCUUCCUUUUUCUCCUUGGCUGCAUCAUUGCUGGAAUCACUCUUCUGGCCGUCUUCAGAGUGGACCCGAGACACCUGACAGUGAAUGCCGUGCUUGUGUCCAUCGCAUCCGUUGUGGGGCUGGCCCUUGUGCUCAACUGUCGCACCUGGUGGCAAGUGCUGGACUCUCUCCUGAACUCCCAGAGAAAGCGCCUCCACCACGCUGCCUCCACGCUGCACAAACUGAAGAGCGAAGGCUUCAUGAAAGUGCUGAAGUGGGAAGUGGAGCUGAUGGCCCGGAUGGCGAAGACCAUCGACGGCUUCACGCAGAAUCAGACAAGGCUGGUGGUCAUCAUCGAUGGCCUGGACGCCUGCGAGCAGGACAAAGUGCUGCAGAUGCUGGACACAGUGCGAGUUCUAUUCUCCAAAGGCCCGUUCAUCGCCAUCUUUGCGAGUGACCCUCACAUCAUCAUAAAGGCCAUCAACCAGAACCUCAGCAGCGUGCUCCGGGACUCCAACAUCAACGGCCAUGACUAUAUGCGCAACAUUGUCCACCUGCCCGUUUUCCUCAACAGUCGUGGGCUAAGCAACGCGCGCAAAUUUCUGGUGACUUCAGCGACCAACGGGGACAUCGCGUGUUCAGACGCCCCAGGGCUGCAGGAAGACGCCGACAGAAGAGUCUCGCAGAACAGCCUGGGGGAACUGACGAAGCUCGGGAGCCGGACAGCCCUCAACAGACGGGACACCUACCGCAGGAGGCAGAUGCAAAGGACCAUCACCCGGCAAAUGUCCUUCGACCUCACAAAGCUGCUGGUCACCGAGGACUGGUUCAGCGACAUCAGCCCUCAGACCAUGAGAAGGUUGCUCAACAUUGUCUCCGUGACAGGGCGGUUACUGAGAGCCAAUCAGAUUACUUUCAACUGGGACCGGCUGGCGAGCUGGAUCAACCUCACUGAGCAGUGGCCCUACCGCACCUCGUGGCUCAUCCUGUAUCUGGAGGAGACCGAAGGCGUUCCUGACCAGAUGACCUUGAAAGCCAUCUACGAGAGGAUAUCGAAGAAUAUUCCAACAACUAAAGAUGUUGAGCCACUGCUUGAAAUUGAUGGAGACAUAAGGAAUUUUGAAGUGUUUUUGUCUUCAAGGACCCCGGUUCUCGUGGCUCGAGAUGUGAAAACCUUUCUGCCGUGCACCGUGAACCUGGACCCCAAGCUCCGGGAGAUUAUCGCAGACGUCCGCGCUGCCCGGGAGCAGAUCAACAUAGGAGGACUUGCCUACCCGCCCCUGCCCCUGCAUGAAGCUGCUCCUCGGGCGCCAUCGGGGUGCAGCCAGCCCCCCUCCGUGUGCUCCUCCUCCACGUCCUUCAACGGGCCAUUUGCAGGCGGGGUUCUUUCCCCGCAGCCCCACAGCAGCUACUACAGCGGCAUGACGGGCCCCCAGCACCCCUUCUACAACAGGCCAUUCUUUGCCCCCUACCUUUACACGCCAAGGUAUUACCCUGGCGGCUCCCAACAUCUCAUCUCACGUCCAUCUGUAAAAACAAGUUUGCCUGUCAGAGAGCAGAGCAGUGGCCUAACAGUUAUCCAGGAGGAUGCUGCCGAGGGGCUCCCUUCCCCGACAGACUCCUCGAGGGAGAAGACUGGGACAAGCAAGUCACAGACGCUGUGGUUGUGUGGCUCUGGGUCUCACAGGCAGAGACAGGGAUCAGGCCCCGCCACUGGACCAGUGUUGUCCCUGAACUCAAUGAACGUGGAUGCUGUGUGUGAGAAGCUGAAGCAGAUCGAGGGGCUGGACCAGAGCCUGCUGCCCCAGUACUGCACCACAAUCAGAAAGGCAAACAUAAAUGGCCGGGUGUUAGCUCAGUGUAACAUCGAUGAACUGAAGAAAGAGAUGAAUAUGAAUUUUGGAGACUGGCACCUUUUCAAAAGCACGAUCCUAGAAAUGAGGAACGCGGAGAACCAGGCUGUGCCCGAAGACCCGCGCCUCCUCCCUGAGAACGCCAGCGCUGCAGCUGCCCACGGGGAGUCCGCCCGCCGGUCCGCACAUGGGGCCGCGGAGCUUCCGCACACUGAGCUCUCUGGCCAGGCGCCCUACACACUCAACUUCAGCUUUGAGGAGCUCAACACGCUGGGCCUGGACGAGGGGGCCCCAAGGCACAGCAACCUGAGCUGGCAGUCGCAGACCCGCCGGACGCCGAGUCUCUCCAGCCUCACCUCGCAGGACUCCAGCAUGGAGAUCUCCAAGCUCACGGACAAGGUGCAGGCCGAGUACCGGGAUGCCUACCGCGAGUACAUCGCUCAAAUGGCCCAGCUGGAAGGGGGCCCGGGCUCUGCCGCCGCCAGCGGCCGCUCCUCCCCACAUAGCGCCUUCGACGAAGCCCGGAAGCCCUUUCUGGCGAAGCGGGCCGACGUUCUAGACCACUCGUCCUCAGGCGUGUCCACCAGUGACGCAUCGCCCCUGGACCCCAUCACGGAGGAGGACGAGAGGGCCGAGCAGCCGGGCAGCAAGCUGCUCCCGGGCAGGAAGGGUGCCGAGAGGCCCAGCCUCUUCCAGACGGAGCUGAAGCUGAAGGGCGGUGGGCUGCGCUACCAGAAGCUGCCCAGCGACGAGGACGAGUCAGGGCCCGAGGAGUCGGACCACACGCCGCUGCUCCGGGAGAGCAGGGACCGGAGGGCCGAGGCACAGGCCCCGGAGCUCAGCGCCGAGCCUCUGCGGAGCCUCGCCAAGGCCAAGGAGUUCUUGUCGGAUGCGCUGCUGGACAAGAAGGACUCGUCGGACUCAGGCGUGCGCUCCAGCGAGAGCUCGCCCAACCACUCCCUGCAUGGUGAGGUGGCCGGCGGUGCGCGGCUGGAGAGGGCCGACCUCAUCGAGCUGGACGACGGGGGCCGGGGUGGCCUGCCAGACCCCGGGCUCGCCCGCAUGUCCAUCUGCUCAGAGGACAAGCAGAGCCCAUCCGAGUGCAGCCUCCUCGCCAGCAGCCCCGAGGAGGGCUGGCCUGCCUGCCACCGGGCCUACAACCUCAACCGCACGCCCAGCACCGUCACGCUCAAUAACAACUCGGCGCCUGCCAACAGGGCCGGCCAGGUCCUGGAUGACACCGAUGGCACGCGGGAGACCUCGCAGGUCCUGCUGCGGCCCGGCCCAGGCCCCGCCGCGCUGCAGAACGAGAAUCUCAAGAGCCUGCCGCACAGGCGGGGCCAGCGCACCAGCUAUGCCCGGCUGCCCAAGGAGCCCUCGGAGCUGCACUCGGGAGCCCCGGCCGAUAGUGCAGGCUUCGGAGAAGAGAGAGAGAGCAUCCUGUGAGCCACCAGCCUGCCUGCCUUCCUCCCAAACCACAGCCCCGAGAGGCACUCGUCAGCUGCCCCCGUCCAGUUCUCCCUGCUCUUACUGGACCUUUCGUUCUCAUGCAGCGCAGUCAGUGUCUCUGAGCAGAGAUCAGCUCAGAGAUACCGGAUGGGCUUCAUUUGCAAAAGAAAAUCUAGGAUUCCUUUGCAGAAUAUGCAUCCUCAAACAUGGAAGCAAGACGUGGCUUCGCACGUGGAUGGCACUGAAGCCAGUUUCCCUCCCGCGGGCUUUAAGUUAGAGGAGGGCUGUGGGCCCGGAGCCGUGCAGACUCAAGGUGGAUGCCCAGUGAGUUAGGGGCCUGCAUUCAUUCUAAUAGGAAAAUUGCUAAGAGGCGUGAAACUUUAAGUAGAAAACACAGAAUGAUAAGGCUUUAAAAUUGGAUAAGAAAAGCCAGGCGUAAUGGCACACACGGUAACCCCAGCACUCUGGGAAGCUGAAGCAGGAAGAUUGCAAGUUGGUCCACUCAGCGACUUAGCAAGACCCUGUCUUGAAAUAAGAAAGGGUUGGGGAUGCAGCUCAGUGGGAAGGCGCCGGGUUCAGUCCCUCAGACCCCAGAGCUGACGAGGAAGUAAGCCCACAGUGCCAUGAAGUAGAACUAUCGCCCACGGCCUGGUCGCUCAUCCCCGGGCCCAGCCUUGGUGCGCUGAGCAUCAAGAGUUCUCUGGAGAGAGUCGGGGUAGUGUGGGAAGAACAGACACAAAGAGUGUUCAUGGUAUGAAUGUGUGAGGGAAUCAUCCUGUCAGAAAUGGCCAGGAAAUAUUUAAUUAGACGAAAUGGUCAUCAUUUCCUGUACCAUGUCACAGUUUACUACAUCUUUCAUCUCCUAAAUCAGCACUAUAAUUCUGGAGGAAUGCUAUAAAAAAGGAAAGCAUUUCAAAAUAAAACCAAAAAUGUAAGAAGCAAGAGGAAAAUGAAGCUGAAAGUAGAGUGGACUAUAGACCCUGCUGCUUUGCGCUCGCCGGGAGCCCAGCUCGGAGUGCCCACCUCUGUGAGCUGCAGUGAGCUCCCUGAGCUUCCUCACUGACGGGAGGCCUGGGCGGGGUGCAUUUGGGAUCCCAGGCGUGUGUGGCCCGGCCCUGGUUACACGGUCAUCUCAUGUAGCGGGUUCUUCAUACACAGUGGUGCCUCGGUCCACGAAUGCUGCUGUUGGCAAAAUUUUUUUCUGUUUGCAAACUCUGCACUGGGUAAUGAACACAACCAUGGCCGUCUUUCCCUGAGUCAUAGAACAAAUUAUGUUCAAGAAUGGAGGCCCUGCUGUACCGCAGACCUGUCCGCGUGGCCUGUCCUUGUGUGGACUCCUGCCCGUCUGCCCGUUGCCAUGGUGUUUGGGUGUAGUGAGCAUUUCCGUAAAGUUUGUGUUCUGCAUGAUCUUUAACAGAUACCUUAAGCACUGAUCCUGAGGUGGUGACAUUUUAGGUCCUAGCGUUGCUCGGUCUGUGAUUAGCGGCCUCUCUGGCCUCCUGUACCUUCUUGGGUGAGUAGUGCUCCUCCCUGUCGUUGGUGACUAUGUUCUCCUCAUGCUUUGUGACAGUGAUGCCAGUGUUAAGUGCACAACCAGAUUCAGUAGACAAUAAAGAACUGCAUGCUAUUUUGACUCUUGAAGU
Messenger RNA from Fukomys damarensis (Damara mole-rat), 6947 nucleotides. RefSeq names its product kinase D interacting substrate 220 (gene Kidins220). The transcript has 31 exons. The record is from RefSeq and is a predicted model, not a curated record. Gene Ontology annotation, molecular function: protein binding. The coding region runs from base 37 to 5301 and encodes 1754 amino acids. Lineage: Eukaryota; Metazoa; Chordata; Mammalia; Rodentia; Bathyergidae.